Messenger RNA from Helianthus annuus (common sunflower), 630 nucleotides. RefSeq lists its product as uncharacterized. The transcript has a single exon. Lineage: Eukaryota; Viridiplantae; Streptophyta; Magnoliopsida; Asterales; Asteraceae. The coding region runs from base 1 to 630 and encodes 209 amino acids. The record is from RefSeq and is a predicted model, not a curated record.
AUGACAGACGGGGCCAGACGACUACCGGUUGUGGUUAAGGAUCAAAGUACCACAACUUUACAAUGUCCAAUGUUAACCGAAACAAAUUACAACAUCUGGGCGAUUCGUAUCAAGGCAGUAUUCAAGGUUCAUAGAAUACAGCAAGCUUUAGAACCAGGCGAAAAGGAGGUAGAGGCAAAAAAGGAUGACAUGGCGGUUGCACUUCUACUUCAGGCAAUACCCGAAGAGCUCGUGUUUCAAGUAGCUCAGUUUCAGACUGCAAAGGAAAUUUGGGAAGCGUUGAAGACACGGUAUGUUGGGGUUGAACGGGUUCGAGAGGCAAAGCUUGAGCAACUGGAAAAUGAGUUCGAAUACUUGAAAAUGAAAGAAACAAAGACAGUUGGUUCUUUCGCGGGCAGGAUAAGUCAGUUGGUUACCAAAGCAGCCAGUUUGGGAACCACCUACGAAAACAAAAAGCUAACCAGAAAGUUAUUAGGCUCUGUUCCAGCAAAGUAUGUUCCAAUUGUCGCAUCAACUGAACAAUUCGCAAAUUUGAAGGCCAUGACAUUUCAGGAAGCGAUCGGUAGACUGAAGACGUUAGAAGAUAGGAUUAAGGGUAUCGAGUCUUUAGCAGAAAUCAAGGUAAUCUAA